AGUAAGGGCGAUCGUCGGAGGGGGGAGGAGGGGCCUCACGUAAGAGAGAACGAUGUCGGGUAUGGGGGAUGGGUACGUGGGCACCGCCCAGGACGCGGUGCGGAUACGGCGGCUGGAGAAGCAGCGGGAGGUUGAGCGCCGGAAGCUCGAGGAGCGGAAGAAGAACGCCUCCGCCGGCGGCCAGUCCGGUCUCCUCCAGUUCGGCUCCGGCACCUCGGAGAUUCUGGAGACUGCAUUUAAGAAGGAAACAAUUGGUCUAGUAACCAGAGAACAAUAUGUUGAGAAGAGGGUCAAUAUACGUAACAAAAUCGAGGAGGAAGAGAAGGAGAAGCUUCAAAAGAUGCAGCAAGAGGAGGAAGAACUUCAGAUGCAAAAACGGAAAAAGAGGAGGGUAAAGGGAGAUUCACGUUUGUCCUUCUUCGAUGAAAUUGAUAAUGGGAGUGAUGAGGAAGACAUGGAAAAUAAAGAGAAUCAUGAUAAAAGGAAGUUUGGUUAUGGGAAUCUUGGGAAGGACCCAACUGUUGAAACAAGCUUUCUGCCCGAUAGGGAGAGAGAAGCAGAGGAACAAGCAGAACGGGAACGAUUACGGCGGCAGUGGCUGCAUGAGCAGGAAUUAAUUAAAAAUGAGCCUCUAGAAAUCACAUAUAGUUACUGGGAUGGUGCAGGGCACAGAAGGAUUAUCCAGGUUCGCAAAGGUGACACUAUCGGAGAAUUUCUCCGAGCUGUUCAGCAGCAACUUGCACCAGAGUUUCGAGAGAUUCGAACAACAUCAGUGGAGAACCUUCUUUAUGUAAAAGAAGACCUGAUCAUACCUCAUCAACACAGUUUUUAUGAGUUAAUUAUCAACAAAGCAAGGGGCAAAAGUGGACCGCUUUUUCACUUUGAUGUUCAUGAGGAUGUUCGAACCAUUGCUGAUGCAACCAUCGAGAAAGAUGAGUCGCAUGCUGGAAAAGUUGUCGAGAGACAUUGGUACGAGAAGAAUAAGCAUAUCUUCCCUGCAUCGAGAUGGGAGAUAUAUGAUCCUAGCAAAAAAUGGGAGCGGUAUACCAUCCAUGGAGACUAAGCUGUAAAUUGGAUUCGGAUGCUGUGUGCUUUCACCCUAUCUAUCUUUGACGCAACACUUGGAAUCCCUUCUGUGUUGUUGACGUAUUACCAACUCGGAACUGUGUCAAAUCUGAAGCUAUGUUAGACUUAGGUUCUUCGGAACUCUAAGAUUUUUCAGAUAUUGUUGCUUGUCCCUAGUGUGGAAUUCUUGUGAUUGUGCUUGAAUUCUUUGGAACUCUAUGAACCAAAAGUAUGCAUUUGAUACGA
Molecule: messenger RNA, 1311 nt
Organism: Musa acuminata AAA Group (dessert banana)
Lineage: Eukaryota; Viridiplantae; Streptophyta; Magnoliopsida; Zingiberales; Musaceae
Product: protein XAP5 CIRCADIAN TIMEKEEPER
Exons: 12
Coding region: 53-1063 (336 amino acids)
Biological process (GO): chromatin organization
Cellular component (GO): nucleus
Source: RefSeq, a predicted model, not a curated record